AUGUCCUCUCAAAUAAAAGUAAAACAUGCUUUUUUUCCCGUUUUUCCAACAGGAAAGAGGCUGCAAGAAUGGAUUUCUGUCAUCUUGUGCUUCUCCCUGAUCUGUUUCAAUUUUUACAAUCUUCUCUUCUACUUGCGACUGGAACACAUGCCCUCUGUUAUUGUUGGAAUAUUUGCAGGAGUCAUCACGGCUGACUUUCUAUCAGGAUUAUUUCACUGGGGAGCAGAUACCUGGGGAUCUGUGGAGCUACCCAUAGUUGGAAAGGCUUUCAUCAGACCCUUUAGAGAACAUCACAUUGACCCCACAGCAAUCACCAGACAUGAUUUUAUAGAAACCAAUGGAGACAACUGCUUUAUGACACUAGUCCCGUUGGCAAACAUGGCAUACAAAUUUGUUUCCUUUUCCCCAGAGGCAUUAUAUGAAACAUGUCCUUGGGAGUGUUAUGUCUUUGCCCUUAUCAUCUUCAUAACCAUGACGAACCAGAUUCACAAGUGGUCUCACACGUACUUUGGUCUUCCACGCUGGGUCAUAUUUCUACAGGACUGGCACAUUAUCUUGCCACGGAAGCAUCACAGGAUCCACCAUGUGUCCCCACACGAGACGUACUUCUGCAUUACAACUGGUUGGCUGAACUAUCCAUUAGAGAAGAUAAGGUUCUGGAGGUGUUUGGAGAACAUUAUCCAAGGAAUUACUGGGGAGAAGCCAAGAGCAGAUGACAUGAAAUGGGCGCAGAAAAUUAAAUAACUUUUGCCAGCCUUCUGCAAUCCUUAACUUGUUGCCAAUGUUUUUUUUUUUAAAAAAAAGCCAUCAGCCAAAUUCAAGACCUGCAAAGAAAUAACAGACUCUAAAGCACAAACUAAAAAGUGCUAACACAGACUGUAUUGAAAAGAACUAAUUCUUAAAACAAUACUUGAAAUGAAGAUGAUUACUGUUGCUGAGCACCUUUUUGUUUAGCCAUGUCUGCUUACUUCUUAGGAAAUAAUUCAUCACUGUAUGUCAUAAGGCUAUCGGGCAAGCCAGAAGGCAGGACAGUCACUCCAUUGGUACAUGGUGGCAUAGUAAUCAUGUGUUGUAUCAACAUUAUUUAACACUUCGGAAAUAGCUUGUUGCCUAAGACCUAUACGGAGAAUGGUGACCACAGUUUGUCACUUCGUGUUUGAGUCCAAAUACACUGCAUGAAAACAGUGUGUCAGAGUAAUGGAGGCCUAUAAAAAUCAUCACUUUUCAAUGCACUUAGUGAUUGAUAAACCUACAGCUCUGUCUUCGCUAUCAUGUUAAAUCUAAUUGAUGUAAUGUGGAACAGACUUUGAGAAUCCCACUCUACCAGUGGGCCACGAAUCCUCAAGUGUCUUCAGUUUCCCUUAAAAUAAAAUUGUUCUGCUCUCUACAUGGAAUUGAGCAAACCAUUUCUGCAUAAGCCUUCAACUUGACAAGCCUGAGGAGAGGGAGGGCACCCAGUACAACACAUGCUCACAUUUGUUCAUGUGGAGUGCUCACUGAUGAGUCUUCUGUUAAGUGUUUCUUACCCUGACAGUAAAUGUUUUAAUAGUUUUAGCACUGGGCACAUUGCAAAUAGCUGUAUUCAAGAGCUCGAGGUAUCAACCUUGUUAUGUUAGAAGGGAAAUGUCAAUGACUGGUGGGGUUUUUGUUUUUGUUUUUUUUUUUAAGGUGCUUGCUUGUUUCUGUAAAUAAUAUAAAGCCUUAAUAUCUUCUGGUGUAAUGGAAUAAUAUUUUAAUGUGAUGUUUGAAUGUAUAUAAUAUAUUUAUAACAAAGCAGUUGGAUAAUACUAA
Apaloderma vittatum (bar-tailed trogon) is the source of this 1791-nucleotide messenger RNA. RefSeq names its product transmembrane protein 189 (gene PEDS1). Lineage: Eukaryota; Metazoa; Chordata; Aves; Trogoniformes; Trogonidae. Gene Ontology annotation, cellular component: endoplasmic reticulum membrane. Gene Ontology annotation, biological process: ether lipid biosynthetic process. Gene Ontology annotation, molecular function: plasmanylethanolamine desaturase activity. The record is from RefSeq and is a predicted model, not a curated record. The coding region runs from base 1 to 744 and encodes 247 amino acids. The transcript has 5 exons.